Molecule: messenger RNA, 2348 nt
Organism: Coccinella septempunctata (seven-spotted ladybird)
Lineage: Eukaryota; Metazoa; Arthropoda; Insecta; Coleoptera; Coccinellidae
Exons: 7
Coding region: 288-2138 (616 amino acids)
Biological process (GO): sensory perception of smell; detection of chemical stimulus involved in sensory perception of smell
Cellular component (GO): plasma membrane
Molecular function (GO): olfactory receptor activity; odorant binding
Source: RefSeq, a predicted model, not a curated record
ACCUUGCAACAACAACAAACUUGACAAUAAAUCCAAACCUGACAACUCCAAACUUGACAACAACUCCAAACUUGACAGCAUAUUCCAAACAUGACAACUCUAAAGCUGACGACAAACAAAUGUGACCAUAGACUACCCUUGAAUCGAGUCAACACUGAUAAACCACAACGCGCGAAUAUUCACACUAAACCAGACGCUUCCCAUUGUGUGUAAUUUCCUCAAUCACUCCUGCACUGAAUAAUUAAAUCCACCGACAACUGAAAUAGACACAACAAACAGUUUUCAAGAUGACAAGACGCGUAAACGAGGAUGCUACUGAGCUGUCGUCCAUAUUCCAGAAGAUGCUGCUUUUGGGUGGUUGUUUCAAGAUGGAAAAAACCAAGAUGUUCACCGUUUACACAAACCUGUUGCAUAUGAACUUCGCCUUCGUACUCUUCUGUUUCAGUAUGGGUCUACCAACCAACAAAACGGAGAUAGACGACUUUGCUUUCAAUUUAGGAUCUUGUCUGGCCUUGGGUACCAUCGUUCUCAAAAUUGUCAUUACCAGAUGCAAGAAGUAUCAGAGUCUCAUAAGAGAUAUCUUCGAAUACGAGGAGUACAUGACCAACCUGGCACCAAAAUCAUUGAAGAAGAAAUAUUAUAGUUCAGCCAAUAGACAAACGCCAAUUCUGAGAUACUACGCUCUAACCUUCGUCUUCAACAUAGUUGCAGCGAUUUUCAUAGCUGGUUUCUUCAUUCUCAGGUACAGGCCGGACAGCGAUCACAGCAGGCCUAUCAUGAUCAAGAUCUGGUUGCCCCUGGAUCCAGAGAAACACUACAUAGCUGCGAAUUUCUUGUGUGGCUUGAUGGUUAUCGUUGCCGGUGGUCUCAACAUCACAUCGGACUUCACGAUCCUCUACCCAGUCCUCAAUCUGAUAUUCAGGAUCAAACUGCUCAAGCAUGUCCUCCAACAUCCAGAGAAAUUUCGCGGAGAAUAUGAUGACUUUCGAGUGAUGUUGCAGUGCGUCUUGGAACAUGAAAAUACCAUUCACCGGCUGUUACAUCUAUAUUUCAUCUUUUUACUGUUGUGCUUCUUCUUGGGACUCUUGUCCUACAACAAAGAGAUCCAAUAUUUCGCCUUCGAUCUAGGUAGUUGUCUAUGCAUGUGCACUACCAUCCUGAAGAUUGGUAUCACGAAAAGUUGUAAAUAUCAGAAUUUGGUUAAGGAGAUAUUCGAAUACGAGGACUAUAUGGUCAAAAAUGCACCAGACCCUUUGCAGAAGGAAUAUCGAAGGUCAGCCAAGAAACAGACGCCAAUCUUGAAAAAUUACGCUCUAACGUUGCUAUUCAACAUUGUGGCCUCAUAUAUAAUGGCCGCUUUCUUCAUUUUGAGGUACCAGUAUCUCUACCACCCUUCGAAACCCAAGUUUACCUCUUCCAACUUGCUCAUAUACAGGUACAAAUCAAACAGUGAACAAACCAGACCGAUCAUGAUCAAAGUUUGGAUUCCACUCGAUGCUGAGGAGCAUUAUGUGGUCGCCAACCUAUUUUACGCCCUUAUGGUGACAGUAGUAGGGGGCGUGAAUGUCACUGUCGACUUCAUGAUAAUCUAUCCAAUGGUACACCUCAUAUUCAGAAUCAGAAUGCUAAAAUUCGUUCUCAGGAAUCCGAACAAAUUUUUGACUGGACGUCCAAACUAUGGAUUUUACGAUUUGAUGGUUGAAUGUAUAUUGGAUCACCAGAAUAUAAUUGAGAAACAUAAAAAUUUGAACAACAUGAUGACCUAUUUCUUCUUUUGCGAUUUUCUGCUGCGAGCUCUGCAGAUUGCUGGUUUCAUUUUCAUCAUCAUCAGGAACAUUGUUAGUUUGAAUAAUUUAUUAUAUUUCGGCUGCGUUGCCUUUCUUCUUUUCCAGUUGUUCAUUCUGUAUUGGUAUGGACAAAUUCUCAUUGAUGAGAGCCAAUCUAUCUCGAAUGCUAUCUACAUGAGCAACUGGUACUGUGAAAAUGUCAAGAGUCAACGUCUGAUCCUCAUGAUCAUGCUCAGGUCACAAAGACCCUUGGGUUUGAAAAUUGGACCUAUUGGUGUUGUCCAUCUGGGAAUAUGUCUCAAGAUUCUCAAAACAAUUUAUACGAUAAUAACUAUGUAUUCAGAAGUAUAAAGGAGUGAACGUACAAGAAAGAAGCAGAAAGCAGAAAUGAUCUUUUACACCCAGUGAAAUAUCUUGACACACUGUAGAUUUGAGUAUUUGUUGUGAAUUCUAUGUGUUCCUCACAAUUCAAAACACCACAUCAACACAAAAUUGUGUUUUAUUCGAAAAACUUUCGUUCUUUUAUUUUCUUGUAGGUGAUCAUAAGAAUUGAGCCUUUCC